AUGGAUUAUGUCAAACUUAGGAGCUAUCGACACGCUGAUCCACUAAAAGUGCGCCAGGUAUGGGAUGCUCUCAGCGUAGUCAAGUCUAAUAGACCAGCAGUACCAGCUGAUAAAAUAAACAAAACCCUUCGAAAAACACUAAAUUUAAAGGAUGAUCAGAUUAGACUAUUACUUGAUGAAAUCGAGGGCGAUGGACUAAUUGAAAAAAUUGAACCUCCUUUUGGGAAAAAUGGUAUGGUACGCUAUCAACUUCCUGAUUUUACAAAACCAUUCCCGAGAGGAAAGCAUGACUGGUAUUGCUUCCAAUGUCAUCGGCCUGGUGAAGUGCUACGCUGUCUCGACUGCUUCCGUGUAUAUCAUGCUGACUGUGUUCAAGAAGCUACUGGUCCCAGCAGCCCUUCUAGGAGGUCUAUGCGUUCACCCACCCUUCAUGAUGGUCAAGACAACAAUUUUACCUGUCCUGUUUGCGAGUCUAGACCGAAAUGUGAAUUUUCCCGUAAACAAAUAAGAAAACUGUUGGAAUUUGCGACACAUCAUCUAAGAAAACAACCAUUGUGGAAGACAUUUCUUCAGGUUGGUUAUGCAGGUGAGAUAACAAAAAACGAAUAUCUUGUAUACAAGUACACUGAUCUGGAGUUAUUGCAACGUAAAAUAAAAGAUGGUCGUUAUGCUGCCUUGGAAGAGUUUUCUAUGGAUGUACAGUUGCUUGUACAUGAUGUCUGCAUCCUGCAUGGUCCUUAUAGUAAUCAAGCGGAUGAAAUCCGGUUUUUCUUUCGUUCUGUAAAUACGGAAUUAAAUGAAAUUCAACUAUGUACUGAUUGUUACAUUAAUGCGAAGGCGCGAGUUACAGACUGGAUAAGUAAACCCUGUAAACCACGUCACGAAUUAAUAUGGGCACGCAAUCGCACGUCAGCUGGUGCUGGUUUAUUCAAUGAUUCCUCAGUUGCACAGUUCUACUGGCCAGCCAAAGUUUUGUUAGAGCGUGAUGAUGGAUAUGAGAUACGUUUCUUCGGUGGAUCACAUGAACGAAUGUUUGUCAAAAAGAUGCAUACACGUGCUUUUCAUCUACCUGCUGAUGAAGUUGGUGUGCUUCGUCGGUCGAGUACCGCAGGUGGUGUUUCAGGUGGAGGAUUUGAACGGGCAUGGAAUGAAGUUAGUAAGCUACAAGCCAAUAUUGAUAGUGGAUAUUAUACCCAUUCUUCUGGUGAAAGUGACCUCCCACCAUCAGAUGAUGACUAUUCAGAUGAAAUGUAUCUCGGUCCACGACGUAAAAUCAUUAGUCAAAACCAACGUUCACAUCGUCCAGAUAGUCCACGAUCUUCUUUAACAGCAGGCAACAGAAAAGGAAAUAAAAGAAGGCGUCAUACGUCUUCAAGCAGCCAACAAUCAACCAGUAGUGAAACGCCUACUGGUGAUUCAAACACUCAUGAUGACUCACCUUGUCCACGUUCAGGUGGUAAACGCUUCAGAACUCAUGGUCCUUCCGUAAAUUCGCAUACGGGUCCUACUGAUAAAAGGUCAGCGACUAAUCGUCUUCCAAUGCCAGCUGUUCAGCCUGGUACUCCCGGCGCUGCAGCAAUAUCGGCACUAGCGGAAACAAAGGCAGCUAUGGCUGCUGCAGUCGGAUCUACACGUAGACCAGCGAGUUCAUUUACUGCCGAUCUUUUGUCUUUAACUCAUCGUGAACAUGAUAAACCUUACAGAAAACCGUCAAGAGAGAAUCAUUUAAGUACUAAUUUACGAGGUCAGCGCGGUAGGGGAAGACCUCCACUUCGAGAUAAUAAAGGAAGACCUAUCAGGCGACGCAAGUAUCAAAGUUCUUCUUCAUCACCACGUUCUUCAGUGAGCCCGUCUUCAUCUGUAUCAUCAGGCUCUUUGUCGGAAGCAGAAGACCCCCCUCACUCCGUAAAUAAUGGUCCUGAAAAUAAUUGGCGCUCAAAUCAAUCUCCUGAUUGGAAAAUUAAGAAAUCUGAAAAGCCACGUCGCGGGCGUCCUCCCAAAUCCAGAGGCCGUAUCAAAUCUAAUAAUGAUAUGAGUCGUUCGGAUUGGUGUUCACCGACAGCUGGAAGUUCAGAUGCUGAAGGCAAUUCAGAUAUAUGGACCAAAUCUAGUUCAUCAAAUGCUAUUAAACCUAGUCCAACUAGAGGAAGACCAAAAUCUGCAACAUUUGCCAACAACUCUUCCAGUCGUGUUGAUGGUGUACAUAAAAGACGUAUGACUACUACUACUACUACCCCAAAUAAGAGUUCAACUCAAGAUACAACUAAUUCAGGCGGUAGACGUUCUAAAAAGUAUUCUAAACAUAUGGAUAAUAAUUUUAGUGGUGUACGAGAUGAAGAUGAUGAACUUACUGACCGUUGUGAUUCACCAAUUGGAAAUGAUACACAAAAUUUAAGGCAUUCAAACAAUCAUCGAUGGCAUUCUCAUCAUUCUUCAACUAGUUAUCAUACACCGGGAACUACGCCAAUUUCGCCUACACGAAAACCUGGAGUUAAUGAUUCUGUUCACAAAAUAUCACCAACAAAAAGAACACCUGCAAAACGACGCUCAUCUCAUUCUAGUAAUUAUAGUUCAUGUUCUUCAGCCUCAUCUUCAGAUAUGGAUGAUAAUGAUGAAGGUGGACGACAACGUCAUAUUAUCAAAAUGGAUGAUGAAGAUGAAAUUGAUGAUCGUAGAUUCCGUAGUCCAACACGUAGUGGUUCAAGUCAUAGAGAUAGAACUUCUGGUGCAAGUAGUACAAUGUUACGUCGACCACCAUUCGCUCCACCAUUAAAUGUAUCCGGAUCGAAUAGUAGUUCAAAUGCUGUUAAUGAUCGAAAUAAUAACAUGUCUACUUCUGGAAAUUUAUUCUCUCAUACUGGUCAAAAUCUUUUUUCACCAUGCAAUGAUUCAAUGGUUUCAAUGAACUCUUCAACAAAUUCAGGUCUAUCAUCAGCCAAUAGGAUGAGUGGUUCAGUUCAUCCGAAUAAUUCAGCAAAUUCUAAUAUGGCUUCAAAUUUUGUAUCACUAGGUGCCUCAACAAAUAAUAAUAGCUCAAGUAAUAAUAAUGUUGUCGGUGGUCCAGGUAUGUCAACCUUACCACGUUCCCAUCUGCCACCGAAUAAACGUGCUGCUGCUGCUGCAACUGCCGCCGCUUUAAACAGAGAUUCUGUUGGAGGAGUAAGUGAUAGUCCAGGUGAAACAAGCCAGCGUCAGUCUUCUGUUAAAAGUCCUGAAAUUUCUUUAUCAUCCCCUCCUAGAAAACAAGUUCAUAAAGGCAUUCAGACGCCUGCAAGUAUGGAGAUGCCGACAUCCUCUCAACAACCUUGUACACAAUGUAAAGAACGUGAAGCUGAACGUUUAUCAGCAGCUAAUGAAACUAAAAAAGCACUGAAAGAACUUGAAGAAAAGUUAACAAAUCAAUUUAAAGAAGAGAAAACUGCUGCCCUACAUGCUGCACUUGAACAAGCUCAAGCCAGUGCACGUGAAGCUAUUGAACAUGAACGUAAACUUGCUCGUGAAACGCUAGAAGCUGCUGAAAGUCGAUUUGCUGAAGUAAUCAUCCAAACAAAACGUCGUCAAUGGUGUCGUAAUUGUUAUAUGGAAGCUAUAUAUCAUUGUUGUUGGAAUACAUCUUAUUGUAGUACACAAUGUCAACAAGAACACUGGCAAAAAGAGCAUAAACGUCAAUGUCGGAGAAAACGAUGA
Molecule: messenger RNA, 3687 nt
Organism: Trichobilharzia regenti
Lineage: Eukaryota; Metazoa; Platyhelminthes; Trematoda; Strigeidida; Schistosomatidae
Source: the annotation of a GenBank genome assembly